Molecule: messenger RNA, 1587 nt
Organism: Xylona heveae TC161
Lineage: Eukaryota; Fungi; Ascomycota; Xylonomycetes; Xylonales; Xylonaceae
Product: MFS general substrate transporter
Exons: 3
Coding region: 1-1587 (528 amino acids)
Biological process (GO): transmembrane transport
Molecular function (GO): transmembrane transporter activity
Source: RefSeq, a predicted model, not a curated record
AUGCUUGGAUUCCACCGAAGAGCCCGCUCGCUCAUCUCCGUGCAGCAGCUGGGCAAGCACGAAAAGGUCAACAUGGCCGUAUACGAGGUGCACGAUGAUGAAGCCGAUCAUCAAGCCGCUAGAAAGUCAUCGUGGACCGCUCGAAAGCAACUGAUUGUCAUUUACAUUUUGUUCUUGGCCGAAGCAAUCAUGGCGUCCUCUCUUCAACCCCAGCUCAAGAUGCUCGUUGGCAAGGACGACUUUUGCAGCACCCUCUCGGCUUCUUAUAUCCGCAGUAUUCUCGACUGCGCCUACGCCUUUGGCGGUAUCGGAGGACUAUUCUGGGGCUGGCUCUCUGAUCGCAUUGGUCGACGUCCCAUUGCCUUGAUUGGUAUCUUGGGCAUGUCCGGCUGCUGCAUGUCAAUGGGCUUUGCUACCAACCUCCCCGUGUGCGCAUUGCUGCGCUUCUUUGGCGGUUUGCUCAGUUCCUCCAACGCCGUGACUACGCUCGCCAUGAUUGGCGAUGUCAGCAACACUCGUUCUGAGCGUGUCAAGAACGUUGCCCGUCUCCCAUUCAUUGCUGCUUGCGGAUCCGUGGGACCUCUUGUGCAAGGUCUCGUCCGCAGCAGCGUCAAGUCUGUUGGUGAGAUUUGGCAAAAGUUUCCACUCCUCAGCAGCGAGAUUGCCUGCGGCGGCUUGGUCCUUCUCAUUGGCAUCGGUGCCGUGUGCUUGCUGGACGAGACUCUCCCUAGCAUUGCCAGCCCCGGCGAGCCGCUGACACUGAGCACCGACUCCAUUGACUGCGAAAAGGCCGCCUUUCUCAACCAGGACACUAUCCCCGAUGACGCCUCGCAAUGCCAAAUCCAAGUCAUUGACGCGGACCGCCCAGACCCCAUUUCCCUUUGCCAGAUCAUCAAAGCGCCCUCUCUCCUGGUGCUCCUGUCUUCCUUUUCCUUGCUCUCGCUACACUCCUCCACCUUUGACACGCUUCUCCCGCACCUAGGCCACAGCAGCAUCCACUCAGGCGGAAUGGGCAUUCCGUGCUCCGCGCUCGGUCUGAUUGUGCUGUGCCUCAAGCUCGUCGCUGGAUCUAUCGUUCUCGCCAUCAUUCCCAAGAUUGUCGAGCGCGUGUCCUUGCUCAGGCCGUACCGCGCGUUCAGCGUGACCUUCCCCAUCAUCUACCUCGCCACUCCGCUGGUCGCACAGAUUAGCUACACCUGCUUUGGCGACUGGCUCGCCGUGGUGUCUACUCUGUCGAUCCUGCUCAAGAACAUUUUUGCCGGGUCCGCACAGGUCCUGGUCGCGCUGCUGAUGCUGAGCAUCGUCCCGGACGCGUACAGCACCGGCACCAUUCUCGGACUGAUGCAGUCGGCCAGCCUGUUCAAGGCCUUUGCCGUUGCCGUGUCCGGAAUGAGCUUCUACUACUCUGGAGAAGUCGGCAUUGCCACGACAAACUAUGUGCUCUGGGCGUGCCUGGUCGCGAUCGGCAUUGCCGGCGCGGCUCUCGCUUGGUUUGUCCGCGAGAGACCCAGCCUCGCCAAGGACUACAGACCAGAGGUGCUCAAGUGGGAGACUUGCUUUGACGCAGAGGGCGACGGACUCGUCUGA